This is a messenger RNA of Carica papaya (papaya), 3098 nucleotides long. RefSeq names its product DNA double-strand break repair protein. NCBI's taxonomy places the organism in Eukaryota, Viridiplantae, Streptophyta, Magnoliopsida, Brassicales, Caricaceae. The record is from RefSeq and is a predicted model, not a curated record.
CGGAGUGUUCUUGCAAGGGUAAAGUCGUAAUUUCAUCACAAAAGGAAGCCCUGGUUAACGUUGAUCUUCCCUUCUCCUCCUCCUUUUCCCUCUCACCCUACUGUAGACGGGAUUAGCAGACAACGUAGAAAUCUCCCGCCGUCCAUACGCCCGGAUAUCGUCCAUACCGUUGGAAAAGUUCCGUUUUUCGGUACUGUAGUUCCCCAGGUAUAGACAUUACACGCUUACAAACCGCAUACAAUGGAGAAAUCGGUGUUUUACAAGACAGAUUGUGAAUCCAUCCUCUCGCAGAUUAAGCAUAAAGAGAAGCAGCUUAAACUCAAACGAAGAUGGUUGCUGGGGCUUCCUACUUCUGAAUCCGGGCAUAAGCUAGUAAAAAGACCUAAUUUUUUAAAUUAUGCGUGUUUGCCUGAAUCUUUGCUUCGGGAAGAUGAUAUAUUCUAUGAGACUGUAAAAGCACAUGUUGAAGAGGCCUUUGGAGUUUAUGAUCCUGAAAGAGAAGUUCAAGUAGCUCAAGGCAGUGAAGAAAUGUUUGGCAGGGCAAGUACGAUGAAAGUUCUGGAAUCAUGCCUUGAUAUGCUAACUAAUAAGGGGCUUUACCUCAUUGCAAUCAUACUUACAGCAGGCUCAGUCAAUUUUGACAAAUCUCGUCAGAAAAUGAAAAGGUUAAUUAAAGUUUCCCUCUCUCAAGAGUUUAGAAAUAGAGGGCAUAACCGUGAACAAAAAGAUAUCUUCAGACAGCUACAUCAAGUUCUUAGUGACUCUCGGAAUUUCCGAGAAGGUGCUGCUACCCAUUUGACUCCCAGGAUUCAAUCUCAUCAUGCUGCUGCCAUUAAGGCAUUGAAUGAGCUGGAGGACUUGCCUUCUCAGACGUUAAUUGCUAUGAGAAGGAAGCUAAGUUGUGUCAAAAGUGUGCCUCAAUUACAGUCCCGUAAGUGCUCCUGGAAUCGAGCUUAUUUGAUCAAUCAAGUGAAGAAACAUAGUGAAAUGAUGCUUUCCGAACUUGCUGAGGGCGAGGAGCUACCAGAGCCAUUAGCCAAAGCAAUGGCUAUUGCAAGCAUAUCAUUGAAAUUAAGUCAACAAUGUCAAAGUCGGAAUGCAGUGGAUUUUUACCAGUUUUCACCAGAAAUAGAAAGGCUCCAGAAUGAGAUAGUCAAGGCUAUCUGGUUGCUUAAAACAAAGGUCAGAUUCUCGGAGUUGAAGACCUUACAGCUUUUGUUGGACCCAGAUGCUGAUAUAUCAAAUGGUUGUUUGAGAACAGCAGUUAAGAAAAUGUUGAUCGAAUAUCUUUUUGAAUGCAGUGAUAUGGAUAGCAUCCCGAAAUCUUUAUUUGAUGUUCUUGCUAUUGUCAACAGAAGUUCCCGAAGCGUAUCAUAUAGAUGUUUCCCCAAAGAGGAAAUUGAAGAAGAGAUAGAAUGCAUAUUGAGAGUGAGUGCUGAUACAAAGCAAAUUAUUUGGGAUUGGCUUCCGGACCAUGAUUAUGAUCAGGAUUUCAGUGACGCAUAUAUGGAGGAAUUAGAAGAAAGCGAUGAUGGUGGCAGCAUUGAUGAUGGUGAUUAUAGUUGUGAUGAUAAUGAAGAUGAUAACAUCAGUCAACAAUCAGGAAUUGGAGAGUAUCAACAGAAAGUUUCUUGUUCUUAUGAUUCUGAUUAUGAGGCAGAAAGUACUGCAGAGUCACUACCAGUUGACUCCAAGAUACCUCUCUCCACAAUAGGGGAGAAAAGCUCUUCCUCUUAUGUAACGCCCUGUGCCAGGUUAGCUGGGGUUUCUACUAAAGGAGGGUUGCUCCAGCAGUUCAACAGAGUCGAGUCCGGUCCUCAUCGUGUCAGUUGGUCAUCUGCAUUUAAGAAAUCGAGAAUUCUUAAUAGCACAGAUUAUAUGGAUACAGAAGAAUAUGAAGUCAAAUCCGUGAAAGAUGAUGGUGAAGAAAAGAAUGGAGGAAAUCGAAAGAGCUCACUGACUUCCCCUGCUUCAAACUUCACAUCUAUGAAAGAAGAAUCCGAUCCGUGUAAGCAAACUAGUAGAAACCAAUAUCUCUUUUUCCAAGAAGUUUGUGACGAGACAAGCAUGGUCGCAUAUAACCUUAUCGGUCGCUUAAUGAAAACAUUUGUGGAGGAACAAGGCCUAGAUUUAGACCAGAAAGAUAGCUUGUAUCUCGGAGGUGAAUUUGUAAACCAAGAAGAUACUCCAGGUACAGUUGAAGAAGAAAACUCAACUUUCUCUAAAGAGAAUGUGAGCAAGUCAUUUAUCAGAGUCAUUGAAGAGCUAAUGCCUUCCCUAUCCAAAAGGGGAAUUGAGAGAUUGAAAGAGUUGAUGGGCGAAUCAUAGCCCUCUUUGAGGCAUUGAUGAUUGACAAGAAGGAUAACAAGAAAUGCUUCCUCACCUCUUAAGUGUGCUGGCAUUCAUGGUAUUAUCUUUCUUCCCGACACCAAUGUGUUCAAAGAUGAUUCCUCACCGAUGUGCAAUAGAAAGUACAUGCAUAGGAGAUGAUGUUGUAUUUAGUUAUCAAGUUUCUCAUUGGUAAGAUUACUAGUGAUUUUGCCACAUUCAGAGACUUGUAUCGACCAAGGUUACCAAUGCAACAGGUGGUUCUAUUGCAAACAGCCUUUUGAUUUAUGAACCAAAUUUGCGUGAAUCAAAUGUCUGUUGCUUCUCCUACAGAUGGAGCUUGAGACAGCAGAUGGACCUAAGUACAGCGGCAUCAGUGGAGAUCUAGUGCUACUAUUUUUGCCAAAAAUUUUCUCUUUUUUCUUUAACAAAAUAGUAAGUAUUUGCGCCAUAAACUCCAGAGAAUGAAGCGUUUCAAUCAAGAAGACAUGUUGAAGUUGUUGAACAUUUUACUUCUUCAAACGUGCUACUGCAUACAGAUUGUUUGGUCAACCUGGGGGCUAUAUGCAGAUUGCAGUCUGAUUACAGCUGUUGAUAGAAAUUAUCUGAAGGUUUCUGUCCUAAUUGGUGUUCUCUGUUAAGUUCCUUUGAUGGAUGAUUUUACCACCCGAGAGUUAAUUCAACCCAUGUGGUUCAGUAUAUAAUUUGAAAUGUACAAAUUGUGAUUUUCACUUUGGAAUGUCAAAAAUGCUUCUUGCUAUUGUCGACAA